This is a messenger RNA of Cygnus atratus (black swan), 8891 nucleotides long. RefSeq names its product zinc finger RNA binding protein (gene ZFR). Lineage: Eukaryota; Metazoa; Chordata; Aves; Anseriformes; Anatidae. Gene Ontology annotation, cellular component: precatalytic spliceosome. The coding region runs from base 99 to 3314 and encodes 1071 amino acids. The transcript is spliced from 20 exons. Gene Ontology annotation, molecular function: single-stranded RNA binding; zinc ion binding; double-stranded RNA binding. The record is from RefSeq and is a predicted model, not a curated record.
GCGAGCGCGGCGGCGAGGAGGAGGAGGAGGAGGAGGAGGGAGGAGGGGGGGGUGAGAGUUGAGAGUUCAGACGCCGCUGCCGCCGCCAGCUCGGACUCAUGAUUCCCAUAUGCCCGGUAGUUUCGUUCACCUAUGUGCCCAGCCGGCUGGGAGAAGAUGCCAAAAUGGCCACCGGCAACUACUUUGGAUUCACCCAUAGCGGGGCUGCUGCUCAGUACAGCCAGCAGCCUGCUUCGGGUGUAGCCUAUUCCCAUCCAACUACAGUUGCUAGCUACACUGUCCACCAGGCCCCAGUCGCUGCACACACGGUUACUGCAGCCUAUGCCCCAGCAGCAGCUACGGUUGCAGUAGCCAGGCCUGCUCCAGUAGCUGUCGCAGCUGCUGCAACAGCUGCUGCAUAUGGAGGCUACCCGACGGCACACACAGCUACAGAUUAUGGUUACACACAGAGGCAACAAGAAGCUCCACCACCACCACCUCCUGUCACUACACAGAAUUACCAGGAUUCCUACUCAUAUGUUCGAUCUACUGCCCCAGCUGUAGCUUAUGACAGCAAACAAUACUAUCAACAGCCAACAGCAACUGCUGCAGCUGUGGCUGCUGCUGCCCAGCCUCAACCUUCAGUAGCUGAAUCAUACUACCAGACAGCUCCAAAAGCAGGAUAUAGCCAAGGGGCAACUCAAUAUACUCAAGCUCAACAAACGCGACAAGUGACAGCUAUAAAACCUGCAACCCCAAGUCCAGCAACAACUACAUUUUCUAUAUAUCCGGUAUCCUCUACUGUGCAGCCAGUAGCAGCUGCAGCUACUGUUGUUCCAUCCUAUACUCAAAGUGCAACGUACAGUACAACAGCGGUUACUUACUCUGGUACCUCUUAUUCUGGCUAUGAAGCUGCUGUGUAUUCAGCUGCAUCGUCCUAUUACCAGCAGCAGCAGCAGCAACAGAAACAGGCAGCAGCAGCUGCUGCUGCUGCUGCUGCAACAGCUGCUUGGACAGGGACCACCUUUACUAAAAAGACACCAUUCCAAAAUAAGCAACUGAAACCAAAACAACCUCCCAAACCACCCCAGAUCCACUACUGUGAUGUUUGUAAGAUCAGCUGUGCUGGACCACAGACUUACAAAGAACACUUAGAAGGCCAGAAACACAAAAAGAAAGAAGCGGCAUUAAAAGCUUCCCAGAACACCAAUAACAGCAGCACUUCUGCUCGUGGAACUCAGAAUCAGUUGCGCUGUGAGCUUUGCGAUGUGUCUUGUACAGGAGCAGAUGCGUACGCUGCCCACAUCCGUGGAGCCAAACACCAGAAAGUAGUAAAAUUGCACACAAAACUUGGCAAACCCAUUCCUUCAACUGAACCAAAUGUGGUUACCCAGGCAACUUCCUCAACAUCCACAUCUGCUUCCAAACCAGCUGCGUCUGCUUCAAAUAUAGCAACUAGCAGCAGUACUGUGAACUCCUCUGUUGCAUCCUCUGCAGUGAAAAUUCUUACUCCCACGACAAAUACACCACUUAACACGGCGUCCAACAACAAAACAUCUUCAACUGCUGCUAAUAUAGCUGUAAAGAAAAUAUCUACACCGAAAAUAAACUUUGUUGGCAAGUACAGAAGUGGUAAUAAGCUUCAGACAACAGGAAGUAAACUGGAAGAAAUGAAAUCAGCAGAAAGUGUUAAAACAGCUCCUGUUGCCACGGUACAAACACAGGAAGUAAAACCAGACACAGCAACUGAACCAGUGACUCCUACAACUCUUGCUGCCUUGCAAAGUGACGUCCAGCCAGUGGGCCAUGACUAUGUGGAGGAGGUAAGAAAUGAUGAAGGAAAGGUGAUCCGCUUUCACUGUAAACUUUGUGAAUGCAGUUUUAAUGACCCUAAUGCCAAGGAGAUGCACUUAAAAGGGAGGCGGCACAGACUUCAGUAUAAGAAAAAAGUAAAUCCAGAUUUACAAGUAGAAGUAAAACCCAGUAUUCGAGCAAGAAAAAUUCAAGAAGAAAAGAUGAGGAAACAGAUGCAGAAAGAAGAAUACUGGAGAAGGCGAGAAGAGGAAGAACGCUGGAGGAUGGAAAUGAGGCGAUAUGAAGAGGACAUGUACUGGAGGAGAAUGGAGGAAGAGCAGCAUCACUGGGAUGACCGUCGCAGAAUACCAGAUGGAGGAUAUCCUCAUGGUCCUCCAGGACCUCUAGGCCUGCUGGGAGUUAGGCCAGGAAUGCCUCCUCAGCCCCAAGGACCAGCUCCUCUACGCCGCCCUGACUCCUCUGAUGACCGCUAUGUGAUGACCAAACAUGCGGCAAUAUAUCCAACAGAGGAUGAACUUCAGGCAGUCCAAAAAAUUGUUUCUAUUACUGAGCGUGCUUUGAAACUUGUUUCUGACAAUAUGACUGACCAUGAAAAAAACAAGAGCAAAGAGGGAGAUGAUAAAAAAGACAGCAGUAAAGACAGAGCUCUGAAAGGAGUUUUACGGGUAGGCGUUUUGGCUAAAGGUUUGCUGCUCCGUGGAGACAGAAAUGUCAAUCUUGUUUUGUUAUGUGCUGAGAAGCCUUCAAAGACGUUACUCAGUCGUAUUGCUGAAAGUCUUCCCAAACAACUUGCAGUAAUAAGUCCUGAGAAAUAUGAUAUCAAGUGUGCAGUCCCAGAAGCAGCAAUAAUUUUAAAUUCAUGUGUGGAACCCAAAAUGCAAGUUACUAUCACGCUGACAUCUCCAGUCAUUCGGGAGGAGAACAUGAGGGAUGGAGAUGUAACCUCGGGUAUGGUGAAAGACCCACCGGACGUCUUGGACAGGCAAAAAUGCCUUGACGCUCUGGCUGCUCUACGCCACGCUAAGUGGUUCCAGGCUAGAGCUAAUGGUCUGCAGUCCUGUGUGAUUAUCAUACGUAUUCUUCGUGACCUCUGUCAGCGUGUUCCAACUUGGUCUGAUUUUCCAAGCUGGGCUAUGGAGUUGCUUGUAGAAAAAGCAAUCAGCAGUGCUACUGGACCACAGAGUCCUGGGGAUGCACUUAGAAGAGUUUUUGAGUGUAUAUCUUCAGGAAUCAUCCUUAAAGGUGGUCCUGGCCUUCUGGACCCUUGUGAAAAAGACCCUUUUGAUACACUUGCUGUAAUGACAGAUCAGCAACGAGAAGAUAUUACUUCAAGUGCACAGUUUGCAUUGAGACUCCUUGCAUUCCGUCAGAUACACAAAGUUUUAGGAAUGGAUCCAUUACCACAGAUGAAUCAACGCUUCAACAUCCAUAACAAUCGUAAAAGGAGAAGGGACAGUGAUGGGGUUGAUGGAUUUGAAGCAGAGGGAAAAAAAGACAAAAAAGAUUAUGAUAACUUUUAAAAAAAGUUUGUCAUUUUAUUCUAGGAUUGAAGGUGAUAAAAAGUCCAUUUGUUGCCUUGCUUUUACUUCAUUCAUAAUAAUGUCUGUUUAAAACAUCCAAAACCACCUCGGGAAUUAGAUUUGGAAGAGAACAACGUAGCUCUUCUGUGAGAUUCUGAACAUUGUAAUGGAUGUGCCGUAUCAGACAAAUUAUGGAUGGAAAGACUACAAAUGGAAACUCUGUCAUUGGGGAAAAAAAUAGUUCGAGGUUUUUACCCUCAUUGCAUUUUCUUUAAAUGUGUUGCUAACUUCAGUAAAUUUUCUUUUUUUGUCCUUUUUUUUAUUAACAAGUGCGUUGUCUUAUCUCGACUGUAUUUAAUGCAGCGUUUGUGCUUCUGUUGGUAUGUGUAUUUUGACAUUUUAUUUAGAAGUUUUUUUGUUUGCCCUUGACACUAGUUGUAUAAGUUACUUUGUGUUAGAUAGUAUAAACUGUUCCUCUCCCCAUUAAUAUUUCACAUAACUUUUUUUUUUGUAAAGUGAGACUGCAGGAUUGGUUUUUUUUUCCUAAAUGUGAAGGGGUUACAACACAAUUAUCCUGCCAUUUGAGUGCUCAGAAUUAAAUGUUUUUGCCAAUCUUGUGGCAUUUGUCUUCUUAGUGUGAUAUAACAGUGUAAUUAAGACAAAUUUGUGUUAAUCUAAUCAAGUUUGCCGUUAGUUGUGCAUUAGCAGUAUAAAAGCUAAUAUAUACAGUAUGGUCUUGCAACAGUUUUAAAGCAGCUGCAUAAUUGAUCAAAGUUUUGCAUGAUGUUUUUGUUUUUGAUAGAAGGGCUUUUAAAACUAUAAUUUUAGAUUAAAUGCGUAGUUCUUCGUAUGAUUGACUUUGUGACAUAGCAAGGCCAAAAAAUAACUUUCUGAAUUUCUUUUCUCAACAUAUAAGCAGAAGCGGGCAUUUCCCAUUUGGACAAAGUUAGUCAUUCUUUUCAAACAACUUUGUCAAUAUGAUAUUAAUGCCUCUCAGCCCUUAAAAAAUAAAUGUUUGUCAUAUCAGUGCCUGUGAGGUUAUUCCUUAUAGCUAUUCCUGUAUAAAAUUUCUGUGAUUUUUUUCAAUAAUUCAAAUUUUAAAAGUGAAGUAUUACUAAGUGAAGGUUAUCAAAGUAAAAACCCAGAAAAUUAUUUGAUGUGGCCAUAGUGUAUGCUUAUGUCUCUUUCAAAAAGCUAAAUAUAGCAGUGGUGUAAGUAAAGUUACAUCAUACUGUUGAUGUAUGCUCUGGUACACAGGUGUGAUUUAUUGUCACAGCACUACAGUGGAAUACUCGAAUAAAAACUAAAAUUUAUUAAAUGACUUAAAUUCAUUAUACACUGGAAACUGAAGUUUCAAUUACUCUGUUCAAUGUGUAUUAUGCUUUGUUGCAAACCCAUAAAACACACAGAUAACAUAGACUAACAUUCCGGUAUCUAAUCACUGGCUGUAUGAGAGUAUCAGGCAUCACAAAUAUCAUUUGUUGUUUCUGAUACAGUUUAUUAAAAAAAAAACAUUUUGUUCCAGUUUGUGGUUGAAUUUAUCUUUGACCUUUUUAAAUAAAAUAAGUUUUGGAGUAGGGGGAUACUUUUGUCUUGCAACACCCACUGCUAACAGCAUGGGUCUAUGGAAUGCAAAUAAAAUAUUUUAGAAAAUAGAAGCAGUCUUGAAGAAAAAUGUUAAUACAGUGUUCUUCAAGUAUCAGAGUGCAAUUUUAAAAGGAGUGAGUAUUAGUGGUGAGCAAAUAAAGAGAAAACAUUCUCAUUGUAAGAAAGAUUUCUUAAAUAAUUUCAGUAUCAGAAAUACAAUAAUUAGUGUGUGCUUUAAAAUUCCUGUUAAAAAAAAAAAUUACACUAGUUUCUGUUGUCCAGCCUUGAGGCAUAACUUCCAAGUAUGUGCUUGUUCUUAGUCUUUUUUUUUUCUUUUUUUUUUUUUUUUUUUUCUUUUUUUUUUUAAGAGGAGGAUGUCUUGGUGCCAUGGUGUCUAGUUAGCCAUUACUAUUUAUUUUGAAAGCUACAGGUGCUAUUCGUGUGGCUAGUUCAACUCCAUACCAAAGUUUCUUUCCUCAUAAAGCUAAAACUUGUCUAUUCAGGCAUGGGACCCUCAACUUUAGGAUUAAAAAGGUCAAAGAUGUAUUUUGGAUUUCCUGUAUUUUUGUUCUGCUGGCUUUUAUCUCUUAACCAGUUUCUGGAUCUUUUGAAAUAUUGUAUACUUAAAGUGAUUCCACAUUAAAUAUGAAGCUGUGACCAUGAUUUUUGCGCUGUGUGGUGAAGAGUGAAUUUCGUUUUUUUGCUGUUUUUCCUCCCCAUUUUAAUGGGCUUUUUUAACUAGGUAACUCCUGGCUCUGGCAAAACUAAGAAUGGAAAAACAACAUUUUAAAAUGUACAGAGAUAGUUUUGACUUCUAAGUAUUACAUUGUGUGCUUAGGGAGACAAAACUUCCAUUCUCUUUCUUUCUUUUCUCUGAAGGCUGUAAGCCAAAGAGUUUUCUAGCCAAAAAGGCUACAAAUUAAAUUUCUUCUGAUAGAUUAUUUUGUAAAUCUUCUAAAGAGUUUUUCGUUAUUUUUUAUUCAGCGUGGGAUUUCUCAGACCUUUUCAAAUGAAACAGAUAACAAAUCUUCUGGGGGUGGGGAAGAAAUCCAAGGAGUGUCAUCUGUAGUAUAGUGUUACCACAAAGGUUCUCACAACCAAAUAAAAAUCAGGCUUAAUUCUGUAAGUAGCUGUUAAUUUAUAUUCACCCAUUUUGUACCAUUUUCUCAUUUGGAUUUAUGAAAAUUGCAAUUGUACAUAUAUGUUCAUAGUACUGUUUCCAGUUGUUCGUUGGACUGCUUUCUGAUGUUUACCUUCUGCAUUUUAAGAAAUGCUACCCUAAUAAUACUUGGCAAGUUUAAAGUUACUAACAGGGUAUAGUGUUCAUGAUUUUUCAUAGCUACCAGAUUGGCAGCAGGGGAUUUUUAUCCUACACAGUGCGUACUUUCCCACUUAAUGUUGCCUUAACAUAACAGCAUUAGAAAUGGUCAUCUAAUUAAUACAAUUAUUUUCUUAAACUGCUUUGCAAAUCCAUGUCUAUUAAUAUUUAUUCUGAAGCCAGUGGUUAAUUGAAGGACAGUUUAAAGCCUCACAGCUUUUAGAGGCUCAGCGUAGCUUGCAUGUGUUCAAGUACAUUCUACAUCAAUCCUAUUUCAAGUUGAUGUCCUAAAAUCCAAAGACACAUAGAAGGUAUCAAGAAAUAUCUGUUAAUUUUUGAAGUUUCCUACAUUUGAAAAUGUUAAGUUUGCAGAAUGGAGUAGCUGACAAAGAGAAAACAAAUCACUUAUUCUACAGCAGAAGGUUACUUCAUCAUUAAAAAGGAGAUUAAAAGUCUUGUUUCUACAUGAUUCAUAAAUGUUGCUCCUUACAAAAGCCUUUUUUCUUUCCUCUUCUGCAUGCUGUGUCAUGUUUACAUCAAUUGUAUGCAUAUGAUUAGGAAGCUCUGUCCAGAAUAUGAGAUACCUUUGUCACAGAUUUAACUGCAGGCAUAUGUUUAGAUUUAUCAGUAAUUUGCUGGUUGUGCAAGUUAACGGUUUGCUAUUAGGACAGGAAGCUGAGCUGUAUUGCUGACAGUGCAAGUCAGAACGUUAUGAGAGAGGUUAAGAUGCCUGAACACAAGGGUUUAGUGCCAUUUUAUGUGCUCCUAGGAUAUGUGGUGCUGCAAAAGGGGACAGGUUUUGCAGAAGUCUGACUGUAUCAGCCAGCCCUGUAUGUAUAUUUCAGUAUGUAACAUCUAAAAUGGCAUUGUUUAGCUAUGUAUUGCACCAUGUAUUCAUUUCCAUGUUAUAAAAGCGUUGGUAUUUUUACCUUUUUAGAGUUCGUGCCAGUGUGGUCCAGAGCAUUGCCAGUAUAGUCACAUGAAAUAGCUACACCGAGGUUGGAUAAUCAUGGAGAAAGCACUGGCAUUAGCAAUGCUGUGUGCUUGUCACAGAAGGAGGGGAAGCUCAAAUGCCUGUGAUAAUUAAAUACCAUCCCAGUUUCUCCCAGUAAUGAUGAUCGUUUUUUAAAGCAUCUGUUUUGUGAUUUACUUCUGCCCAAGGUUUUAAGAAUAUGUAGGAAUCAUGGUCUACAGCUCCCUCACAAGGGGAGCGGAGGGGCAGGCGCUGAGCUCUGCUCUCUGGGGGCAGCGACAGGACCCAAGGGAACGGCAUGGAGCUGGGACAGGGGAGGGUCAGGCUGGGUGUUAGGGAAAGGUUCUGCUCCCAGAGGGUGCUCGGGCACUGGGACAGGCUGCCCACAGCAGUGGUCAUGGUACUGAGCUCAAAAAGCAUUUGGACAACGCUCUCAGAUGCAUGGUCUGAUUUUUGGGUGGUCCUGUGUGCAGCCAGGAUAUGGACUUGGUGAUCCUUGUGGGUUCCUUCCAACUUGGGGUAUUGUGGGAUUCUAUGAAUCAUUUACUUGACAUUUUUUUCUUUCCAAGCUAUUUUAGUAAAUUUUUAAACAUACAAUGGCUGACUUGGUUGGAUUGUGUUCUUACUGCUUAAAUGGAGUAAGAAAGCUGCUCUGCCAGCACAAGACAAAACAAUCGUUUCUAAUCAUUUACAAGAAACAUUUAUCACCCAUAUAAAUAUUUAACCUGUACAAACGUGCACGUUAAUUUUCCUGUUUCUUAUAUUGAGCAAUCAGCGUUCCGUGGCCACGUCUCAAGAAUGUCACCCAACAGUCUUUUUCCAGUCCCAAAUGUAUUGUUUCUGAUAAUGUAGCUUAUUUCAAGUUCAUUAUGAUUUUGGUGCCAUUUUGCAGAAACAAGGACGUACACAUAUUAGCAGGAAAGAUAAGUAGGAUUUUAAUGAAUUAUAAGAAGAAAGGGAAAAGAAACUGAGUAAAACAGUAUCAGAACAGAACUUGUUAAAGGGGUCCAAUUGAAGAAAUAAAAUGAGGAAGGCUCUUUGCUGGAGAACUACCGAUGAAAGCUAAAUGAAAAAUUGAAGAAAAGUGAUGUCAAGUCAUAAAACAGAUGACUACAAAUACAAAUAGUGCAGGAACAUGAAGAGAAAGGCUCUGUCUCAUGCAGAGAGAAGGGCCAGUGCAGUUAUGUGAUUUGCCACCCAUGCCAACUACUGCAGUGCUCCACUAAAGCAUAAAAGACAAAAAGUGCCAGAUUGUUGAGGAGGUUGAGAAUGAAAUGGUUUAAGCUGGUUACUGCUCAUGUGCUAGGACGAAAAGGGAAAGGGAAGAUGAAGAGAAGGGACUGACCUUUAAUGCAUCCAUCUUAGUUAGCAGGCAAAGCUGUACAUCUGGCAUUCCUGCCUUGUUCUGCUACGUUUGAGUGAAGGGAGAGUCUGUAAGCAGUGCUUAAAAAAAAAUAAUCUAAAAUCAGGAUGCUGCACAGCCAAAAAAAAAAAAUGCAAUUUUAUGCAGGAAAUCAACCGCCUCAGCUGGGCAGAUGCUUGAAACGUGUCCGGGUGCUCUGAACAGCAGAGAGCGCUCUUGUCAUUAGCAGCAGCUGCCAUCUGGAAGGGGACAGUUGAUUUUCACAUCGCUGUGACAAGCACGAGGCAAAAACUGAUCUUUCAGCUACUCCGGUGUUCCUCUCUAUUGAGAAAAGGU